UUCUAUUUUCUUAACAAAGACAGAUGGAUUUAUCAAAAAAAAAAAAAAAAAAAAAAACAAAGACAGAUGGAUAGUUAUGAAAAGAAAAACAGAGGCUACUAUUUAUCAAGUAAUUGUGUAGUCAAAAUUAUCGGUCAAAACUAAAUAGUUUUAAAGCUUAUAUUUCGUGUAUGUUUUUGAAAUGUUAAAGUAUGUGUAUUUGUAUAGAAUACAAUAUGAGAUUGGUAUAGUACUAUGAAACAUCUCUAUAAUUAUACCUUUUAUUCUAUAAUUAUGCCUGCUAUGAAACUGAAUAUGUACCCUUUUUAGUAGUACUCUUUAUAUGAAUACCAAAUUAUGUGCGUUAAUUUUGAAUUUGGGUCAUUUUAAAUAGUACUUUUAUAUUUAUUUUCCCACCCCAAUUAAAACGAGGAUAAGUAUUUUAAAUUUUAUUUUUUAGAAGAUUAUCUUAAUCAUCACUACAUACUCAAUUAUCAAACUAUCGUUUGGCAUUUAGUAAUUAUGAUAAAUUGUUAUGAUUUUUAAAAAAUAAUUUCAUAUUGAGUUUUAAUAACUAGACUAAAUAAGGAUAGUUACAUGUAUUAUUAUAUUACCAUUAUCCCAAGAAUAGCUGUUGCGCAUUUGUGACAAAGCUAAUAUAAGAUCUCGCUACGUCCAUCUUUUUGAGCAAACAUUAUAUAUAAUAUUUUUUCUCUUAAAUAAAAUAUAUCAAAUUCUAUCUUUUUGUAUGAAAGUUCAGGAGGCAACUCCAAAAUACACAAACUAGGUAGACUUUUGUAAUAAUAUUAAUAUUUGUUCUAGAUCAUUUUCAAAUGUAUUUCAUAUUCUUGUGAGCUAGACCCUACCAUCUCGUGGUCUUAUCGUCCAGAAACUAUAGAAUAAAGAUACUAAUAAUAUGUCAACGGUUUUUGGUAAGGAGACGAGUUAGGAAGAAGAAGUCAGUCUCCAAGAAUUUGACUCAGAACAAUACCAAAGUUGGUUUAAUUCGUCAAAAUAUCAAUUGUAGACUAUUCAUUUCAACGUCUCAUCAAACACUCGUAUAUAUAAAUAUACCUAAACCCACCAACAUGAAAAAACCACCACAACUUACCAAAUCCUGAAACAUCGAUUCCUCACAUUUAAUAUCUGCCUAUUGUCAGAGAGAACAUCAAGAUUCAUCAGGUAAAUUACAUACAUCUCGUGAGUUUUCGUUCUUUUAUAAGUUCGUUGUAUAUAUUAAUUGAUAACAUGGCAAUGUCUCAUUUGCAGUGCAUACGGAGAAGAAUGUCGCCGACGAUGAUAGCUCCGGUGGUAGUGGAAGAGAACAAUAGAUACCAGAAAGGCGUGAAACAUCUUUGUGACAACGGUCUGACCAAAGUGCCAACCAAAUAUAUAUGGCCCGAACCUGACCGACCCAUCUUCACAAAAUCCGACAAGCUCACCAAACCAAAACAAAACUUAAAGCUUCCCAUCAUAGAUUUCGCCGAGCUCCUAGGGCCUAACCGGUCUCAUGUCCUACGAACCAUAGCCGAGGCCUGCGAAACCUACGGAUUCUUCCAGGUGGUGAAUCAUGGAAUGGAGGGAGACGUGAGCCGGAACAUGAUAGAAGUGUGUAAGAAAUUCUUUGAGCUUCCGUACGAGGAGAGAUCAAAGUACAUGACGUCAGACAUGUCGGCUCCAGUACGGUAUGGUACCAGUUUCAACCAGAACAAAGACAAUGUCUUUUGUUGGAGAGACUUCUUGAAGCUUUAUGCACAUCCUCUCCCUGAUUAUCUUCCUUAUUGGCCUUCUUCUCCAUCCGAUUUCAGGAGUUUGGCGGCUACCUACGCGACAGAGACGAGAGAGAUGUUCGAGAUGAUGGUGAAAGCCAUCAUGGAGAGCCUUGAGAUAGACGGUGACGACAACGAGGCAGCGAAGGAGUUGAAAGAAGGUAGUCAGAUGGUGGUCGUGAACUGUUAUCCACCGUGCCCAGAGCCGGAGCUGACGCUGGGGAUGCCACCUCACUCCGAUUACGGCUUCUUGACACUUCUUCUUCAAGACGACGUUGAAGGGCUUCAGAUUCUGUACCGUGACGAAUGGGUCACUAUUGAUCCCAUCCCUGGCUCUUUUGUCAUCAACGUUGGCGAUCAUCUCGAGAUAUUUAGCAAUGGGAGGUACAAAAGCGUGUUACAUAGGGUAUUGGUGAAUUCCACAAAGCCUAGGAUAUCCGUGGCAUCGCUGCAUAGCUUCCCUUUGACUUCGGUCGUGAAGCCAUCACCGAAACUCAUCGACGAACAUAAUCAACCGCAGUACAUGGACACCGACUUUGCCACAUUUCUUCAGUAUAUAUCUACUCGUGAACCCAAGUGGAAGAAUUUUCUUGAAUCACGCAAGAUUCACCAUCUAUAAAAUGACGAUAAAGAUUAUCAUUUUUCUUCUUCUAAUGUUAAUAACAUUAAGGUGGAUUAGAUAAUGUUAUAGAUUUAUGUUAUGCAUGGUUAAAAGAAAAAACGACGAACAAAAAUACG
Brassica rapa (field mustard) is the source of this 2486-nucleotide messenger RNA. Its product is annotated as flavanone 3-dioxygenase 2. The record is from RefSeq and is a predicted model, not a curated record. NCBI's taxonomy places the organism in Eukaryota, Viridiplantae, Streptophyta, Magnoliopsida, Brassicales, Brassicaceae.